This is a messenger RNA of Cucurbitaria berberidis CBS 394.84, 2290 nucleotides long. RefSeq lists its product as uncharacterized. The transcript is spliced from 3 exons. The coding region runs from base 269 to 2161 and encodes 630 amino acids. Lineage: Eukaryota; Fungi; Ascomycota; Dothideomycetes; Pleosporales; Cucurbitariaceae. The record is from RefSeq and is a predicted model, not a curated record.
UUUGAAAGGUUUGGUCUUCGCUUCAUUCGGAACCUCACGCUCGUUUUGAUCCGGGACUGUGUUCCACCUCCACGGUCGCCUUUCAGUUCUCUUCUCCCCGCGCCUCUUCGAUUAUCUGCUGUGCAGGUCCUGAACGAGUCUGCAUGUCUGUGACAUUUCUUUCGAUUCUUUACCAGCUGUGCUGUUGAUACGUUGAUUAAUACUCCCUUUAUUUGGGUCUUAUUUUCUAUCUUUCUUCAACUUUUAGCCCUUUAGCCAAGCCUCCGCCAUGAAGAGAAUCAAGUCUGCCUUGGCGCCAGCCCUGCUACUAAUCAGCGCAGUGGCCGCUGGAGCAGGACGCGAUCUUCCCAAUAGUAACAAAGGACCAAGGAUCGAGGGCAAGGAUGGGAACUUGAUAUCUGGGGUCGGCAGAGCGCAUGCGGAUAACGUUGGGGUACUUAACAUACCUGCUUCUGAGCAAGUCAGCGGGCUGGACAUUGGGGACAUCGCCACCAAGAUCUCUCAAAGUAAAGGACUCGACGUUGGCUCAUUACUCGACGAAAUAACCCAAGGACAGAGAAAUGGCCAAGGGAAAGGCGUGGGCUCAGGAGCUAUCAAGGAUAACAAUAUCGCCGCUGAUCUCGCAAACCAGAUCGCUGGAGGAGGUUCACCAAGCAUCGAUCAGAUCCUCAAUGCUUUGAAUGGGCAGGAACAAGGCCGCAAGAAUUCGGGCGCGGCAAAAGGUCAAGGCGGCACCCAAGGCAUUGAAAUCGGUGUUGGUGUAUUGAUUGGCGGUAACGGUAAGGGACAUGGAGGCGGUCGAAAUCAAAGCCAGAGUGCAAGGCCUAUCGGCACAGGGAAUAUAGCUGGCGACAAUGCGAAGAGUAGGACAACUGCUGCAGGAACAUCAGCACCUGCGCUAGAAGCGAAAACUACACUACCCCCUGCUCAGGGCCUGAAUGCUACACUAUCUUCCAAACACACCAAACCUGCCGAAGCAGCAUCAGCUUCUGGAGUACUUCCACCAUCAAGGGGAAACCAAACGGAUGCCGUGGCCAUCUCCGCAGGAGGAGAGCGGAAACAAGGCGCGAACACUACAACAUCCUCCUCUAGUGUUGUAGCCAUCAACUCUGCGACUUUGACGCCCGGUGGCUUGGCUGCGAAGACAACCAGCGCAGUCGGAAGCGCAGUCACCGUCCAGGCUGGUGGUAACGGAACUAAAACUAGUAGUUCUAGCUCAACAAAGGCCUCUGCGAGUGGUGCUGCUGCUGCGCCCGUAACCAUAUCCGCUGGCUCAGGAAACGGUUCGAACUCAUCUGUCGCCCAAGCUGCAACGAAGAAAAGCACCCACACUGUCACCGUCACCGUUGUGGUAGGUGUAGGCAACGGAUCCUCCAACAGUACCGCCGCACGCUUGUCUUCCACCAAAGCAGCAUCAGUCAAUACAGCGACCCGCACGAAAGCCAUGGCCACCCCUGCGUCCUCCAAAGGUGCAGCCGUCACUGUCAUCGCUGGAUCAGGAGGUAGUUUCAAGAAUGGCGGGUGUACAUGCCACUGCAUCUGCCCGGCCGGAUCGUUCCCUAUGAAAGCACCACAGGCCCCGGCUUUCCAGCUUGGGCCCCAGCUUGGAUCCAUGGCGCCGUCGCCGGGAAGUACGAUGCAGACUGUUGCCUCAGCGAUCACUGUUAUACCGGGGAGUGGGAUCCCGAUUGGUACGCAGCAAGGGAUUACUCCACCAGCGGCUGCGGCCAGCAGCGUGGGUGCUACUUCCGCUACACUGGCAUCUGCAUCUGCAUCCCCAUCCUCAUCCACAGCGGCGAGUCAAGCCGCCAGCGUGAUUGCGAGUAGUUCUACAUCCAUUUUGCCAGAAGCUCCUAGUGCGAGUUCAGCAUCCAUUUUGCCGGAAGCUUCUGGUGCGAGUUCAACGCCCCCUUUGCCGGAAUCUUCUAGUGCGAGUCCAACAUUAGCGUCUGCAUCGACAAGUGUCGACGUGCAGAGCCAGGUUGCAGCGAGUCCUACACCUACUCCGCUACCGGGGACAAGCACGACGGCUGCACAGCAGCAGAACGGCCUGCCGUUUGAUAUCAAUACGAUUGAGCUGCACAGUCGAGUUACGGUGGGGCUUGGGAGAAGGUUGGCAAGGCCUACUACAGCGGUGAAGAGGGGGCGACGGUGGUGGUGAGUAGGAAAAGUUAGAAAUUGGUAGUGUUAGCAAGAGGAGUAAAUACCCCCUUUGACACUCGUUGAAUGAAUGUAUGUUUCCUUCACUUAAUAGUAUAUAGUUGUCGUAUCGACAGUAGAAGCAUUGAGU